Molecule: messenger RNA, 2392 nt
Organism: Porites lobata
Lineage: Eukaryota; Metazoa; Cnidaria; Anthozoa; Scleractinia; Poritidae
Source: the annotation of a GenBank genome assembly
AUGCUCACGGUACGCCGCGCAAUUAAUUCGAUUUGCAUCUUUUUAAGCUGAGGUUUUUUUCCUUAAAGUGAUUUAGAAAAGACAAGUUAAAAAGGCGUCAUUUUGUCAUUGAUUAAUCACUAUUUUGUUGUCGUGUCUCAAAAUGAUGGUCAAUGUCAUAUACGUUACUCACGCGCUGAAGCUGGCGCGACAGGCACUCUGGCAAAAGCCUUCUAUGAUUGGUUGGAAGCAGGGGGCCUUUCUUUCCGAUGGCUCAAAGGCUUAAGAUAGAAACACAAAAGACUGUUGAGUGUGGAAUGCCCCGAAGGUCAUUAGAAUGUUUUUUUUUUAAGUAAUUUAGAAAAAGAUAGUCGAUCUAAACAGCUACAAGUUGGAAAUUGAAUUGAAAUAUAUGUAUACUGGUUCAAUGCAUGCAGCGGCUUUCCAUUAACAGCUUCCUAACUAAAGUGUAUAAACGACUUAGCUCCAGAUUUCUGGGAAUCAUAAACCACAAAAAUAAUAACAAGCCUCUCACAACAAGGCUCUUUGAUUGGUUAAUUCUCCUUUGACAUUCCGAGAAAAGCUAAACAAGACUUCAUUGUUCAGUGUGAACUGCUUCAAGGGUCACAGCUCACUUGUUGUUGACGACAUCAUGGACCUUACAACUUUGUUUCACAAUCUUCGCGAAGAAGUGUCUUGUUCGGUGUGUUCGGACUUAUUUACGGAUCCUAAACAUCUCUCCUGCCUGCACAGUUUCUGCUUAAAGUGUUUGAAAAGAUGGUACGAAACGUGUGGGGGCGGAGACGUCAUUAGAUGUCCGAAGUGCCAAACCCUCAGCCAAGUUCCCGCAAGGGGUGAUCUUAAAGAUCUUCCAACAAGCUUUUAUUUGAACCGCUUAAUCGAUGUCCUUGCCAUCAAAGAAUGCAAAAACACUCAGGUGACAUGCGGAAACUGCGACAAGAAGAGCUCAGAAGCUUCGUAUUGUUUCCAGUGUUGCAUAUUUUAUUGCGAAGAAUGUUUACUCGGUCAUAACAUCAUGCGAGACAAGAAGGAACACCGCGUUUUGGCCGUAAAAGAGUUCCAAGACAGGGACUAUGAAGAUGUGUUAAAGCGACCAGUAUUUUGUUCAAGACAAGGAAACCAGAAAGAGGAGCUGAAAUUAUUUUGCAAGGAAUGUGAGAUGGCAGUUUGCCAAACUUGCGUCAUGCUAGAUCACAAUGGUCAUAAGUUAACGCUGAUCGAGGAAGAAGCUGUGAAUCAAAGACUCGAGAUAAAAACUGUUAUCGAAACACAACGACACAACUUAGACGAAAAGAUGAACGUUGUCGCUAAGCUAGAUGAAGAUUAUGCUAAAGUGAUUCAACAGAACGAAAAUUUGAAGGGCGAUGUCCAAAGGUUUGCUGAUGGGUUGAUAAAAACAAUUCAAGCAAAAAUGCAAAAUGUUAUUGACGCGAUAGAAAACCAAACGAAGAAGUCACUUGAAAGAUUAACAGCAAAAAGAGGUGAGAUUCAGCAACAGAUAAAUGUUAUUGAAUCGUCAUUGGAAGAAGCUGAUAAACUUCUAAAACGAAGCACCACCGCGGAAGUUGUUCAGCUUAAAAAAACACUGCAAACAAUCUUUCAGGGCGUGGAUGAGACAGAGCCUAUUGUUCAUGACCGCAGCAGUCUGCAAGCGUUUGUUUUCGUAGAAAAUCAGAAGAUGCUUGAUGUCGUCAACGGCGAAGAAAUUGGAUUCUUGGAAGAAGGUUACCGAACAAAAGCAAAAGAAUCACUGGCUGAAGGUGAAGGACUGAAAGAAGGAACUGUUGGACGUAAAGCUCAAUUCAAUUUGAUCACAAGAAACGCAGAGAGAAAGCAGUGGUACGAUGAAGGGGACCGUGUAACGGUAGAGAUGAGGGACGAGCAAGAACGAGAAUGCGUGACGGAAGUAAGAAUAGAUGAUAACAAGGAUGGAAUCUACAACAUCGGUUGUUUUCCUAGAGUUCAAGGGACAAUAAAGUUAUUAGUUAAGGUAAACGGGGUACAUAUUCAUGGUAGCCCUUUUGCAGUGAUUGUAAAACCAUUUCAUGUCAAACCUGUUUUAUCUUUUGGAGAGAAAGGCUCGGGUGAUGGAAUGUUUAUGUAUCCUUAUGGGGUGGCUGUGAGUGAUGGGGACGAAAUAGUAUUAGCUGACAGCAAUAACCAUCGGGUUCAAGUGUUUGACCGUAAUGGUACUUUCUUAAGAUUUUUUGGCCGCGAAGGUAAAAAUGCUGGAGAGUUCAAAUACCCUAUUGGAAUAGCCAUUAAUAAGGACAGGAAUAUUUUUGUGGCAGACACUAACAACCACAGAAUACAGAUUCUUAGUUGGGAGGGGAGGCACCUGGGUUCAUUUGGCGGAAAAGGAAGCCUUGAUAGUCAGCUCACCUUCCCUUGA